Molecule: messenger RNA, 1538 nt
Organism: Schistosoma spindalis
Lineage: Eukaryota; Metazoa; Platyhelminthes; Trematoda; Strigeidida; Schistosomatidae
Source: the annotation of a GenBank genome assembly
AAGGUCGCUUAGGUACAGAGAACUGUACCUUAUGUUCGCCAUUAUUUAAAUCGCAAGUUUAUUUUCUGUAGUUUAGUUACUAGAUGUUCUAUUGUUUUCAUGUCGAUUCCAAAGGUCAUAGCAACCUUCAUAACUUAAUUUUAUAUCCUUUCUGUUGUUUUUCUCGAUUUUCCUUGUGAUUAACAGCCAGGGUAUAAUAUGGCUAAUGUUCUAGUUCAUUGUCCAGUUCACAAAUCUAAAACAGUAUAUUUUACUUACGUGUGAAUGGCAAAAACUAUUCCCAUCUAUUUGUAAGCGAGCAUAUUUUACAUGAGCAAAAUUUAUUGUGAAUUAUUUGCCAAGAUAACAUUAACUCCAGUCAUUUAUGAAGUUUGUUUUAUCUGCUCCUGCGAAAGCUAUAUUAUUUGGUGAGCAUGCUGUUGUAUACGGUUACCCAGCUAUCGCUGCUACAAUUGAACUACGGUGUUAUUUUACAGUUACCAUUAAGAAUGAAGCUUGUGAAGAUAUUAUUAUAGAUUUUAAAGAUUUAUCAGAAAAUAGCAUUCAUAUUCCAAUCAAAAUGUUUCAUUCUAUUUCAAAUAAAGAAUCUGUUUUGGAUUACGCGUGGAAAUUAGUGUCAGAUCUUUUUAGUUGUGCUUACCAUGACUCUCUUCAUGAUUCACCUAUCAUUGUUAGCACGUGUGUUAUAGUAUAUCUGUUUAUUCGUGCUAUACAACUACGAAGCGAUGAGUGUAGCAAUCAACAAUUCCCAAUGUUUAAUGGAAAAAAUACCAUAUGUAUAGAAAUUCAGUCAGAUAUACCUAGUGGAUGUGGACUAGGAUCAUCGGGUGCAUUUUCAGUUGCUGCUACUGCUACUACUCUGUUAUUAACUAACAAUUAUCCACUUGUACAAGUUUGGGACAUUGAUAAGAUUCAACGUAAAUUAAUAUCUUCUCUGGCUAGAGACGCUGAAAGCAUCAUUCAUGGAAAAUCUUCAGGAUUAGAUAGUACAAUAUGCACAUAUGGAGGUACUAUAGUUUUCCGGAAAGAUCAACUUCCCCUAUUUCAGGAAAUUAACAUUUCAAAUUUCGAUACUGUCAAAUUACUCAUAGUCAAUACUAACAUUACUCGUUCCACAUCUCUUGCUGUACGGAAGGUUUAUGAUAAGUGGAAGGAAGAUAAAACGUGUGUAAAUUCCAUUUUCAAAGAAAUAGGUAUAAUCGUGGACGAAGUAAUUGAUAUUUUGAAUCAGAACGAUAACUGUGAAAUUAGUCGAUCUCUUACUCGUCAUAUUGUUAGAAAUCAACAUUUGCUUGAAGAAUUGGGAGUGUCACAUUCUAUUUCAAACGAAAUUAUUGAAGAAUUAAAACUAGUUGGUAUUCCAGCGAAAGUCACUGGAGCAGGUUUCGGGGGUUGUGUGGUUGGAUUUAUUCUAGGAGUAGAGUAUGAUAAUUCAGGACUCAAUGAUCUUAUCAACAGGUGGAAUAAACGUUCUUUAUGGGCUAAAGUUACUUCUAUUCAAGCUUCUGGUGUGAAAUAUAGCUCUCAUUUUCUAUAAA